AUGCCUCAAGCACAGCCUGAAUUGAAGAAGUACAUGGAGAAGCGGGUCUUCUGCCAGUUGAACGGCAACCGCAAAGUCAUUGGAAUUCUCCGUGGAUAUGAUGUCUUCAUGAACAUCGUCCUUGACGAAGCCUUCGAGGAGAAAUCAGGUGGUGAAAAGGUCUCCAUUGGCAUGGUCGUCAUCCGCGGAAACUCGGUUGUCAUGCUUGAGGCUUUGGAGCGCAUUAACGAAAAAUAA
Penicillium diatomitis is the source of this 237-nucleotide messenger RNA. Its product is annotated as putative small nuclear ribonucleoprotein SmG. Gene Ontology annotation, molecular function: RNA binding. The transcript is spliced from 4 exons. Gene Ontology annotation, cellular component: SMN-Sm protein complex; U12-type spliceosomal complex; U2 snRNP. The record is from RefSeq and is a predicted model, not a curated record. The coding region runs from base 1 to 237 and encodes 78 amino acids. Gene Ontology annotation, biological process: spliceosomal snRNP assembly; mRNA splicing, via spliceosome. Lineage: Eukaryota; Fungi; Ascomycota; Eurotiomycetes; Eurotiales; Aspergillaceae.